CGGCCGCGACAUGAACGUGGUCAUGGACGACUACAACCGUAAGCUGGAGGGGUACGAGAUGCGGCGGCUGCAGCGGAUGGGCCCUUCAGGCGCCAGUCUGACCCACACCGGCUCGGCGCGCGAGCUUCAACACAUGGGCUCGUCGCUGUCCAGCAACCAGCCGUCCAACGCCUCGUCCCCGCCGACGCUGCGCAUCUCGCCGGCGGGCCUACCGGCGCUGCACAAGGGCGCCAUACCGCCGGCACACCGCCACCACCACCGGCCGCACAGCCGCAGCUCGGCGCCCGACACCACCAACGGAUUCGGGACGCGCCUGCAGCGCAUGGGUUCCAGCACCACCGACUCGCCGUCGCCGCAGCCGCAGACGUUCGUGUCGUCGAUGACGGUGCCGGUGGGCGCUUACCGGCCGGCGCCGGCGCACGGCGGCAGCGCCCUGCAGCUGGCCGGCCUGCCGCCGGGCCCGGCCGUCCACCGCGCCGGCUCACACGGCCGGCUCGAGGGCGCGCCGGCCUCCAUACGCGGCGGACACGAGCCACCGCGGGAGAUGCGCGAGCCGCGCGGCUCGCGGCCCUCGCGAGCCGGCUCGCAGAGCUCGCGCGCUGGCUCGCAGUCGGUACUGACGAGGAUGGAGUCGGGAGAGUCGGAACCGCCGGCGACGUCUCGAUCGGCGAGCACCUCCCACCUGCCGCUGAGGAGCACCUCCAUCUCUUCGCUCAACUCGUCCGAGUCGUACCCGAGUCAGGAGCAGCAGUCACACUUCUCGCUGCGCUCGGCCCACUCUCACCACUCGGUCCGGUCACUCGGCGGGGCGUCUCAGCAGCUGUCUCUGUCGGCGCUGCUACCCCAGCCGGGCAUGUCACCCCCUCUGGACGACUGGGGAGCCGACCGAGAGAGUCCCCUCAGCGGCGCCGGCUUCUGGCGCUGCAUCAUGGCCUGUCACAGCAAGGUCGGACAGCAGAUCGCCAGAAAACGG
Molecule: messenger RNA, 973 nt
Organism: Amphibalanus amphitrite
Lineage: Eukaryota; Metazoa; Arthropoda; Thecostraca; Balanomorpha; Balanidae
Product: SH3 and multiple ankyrin repeat domains protein 1-like
Exons: 2
Source: RefSeq, a predicted model, not a curated record